Molecule: messenger RNA, 2222 nt
Organism: Cyclopterus lumpus (lumpfish)
Lineage: Eukaryota; Metazoa; Chordata; Actinopteri; Perciformes; Cyclopteridae
Gene: klhl42
Product: kelch-like family, member 42
Exons: 3
Coding region: 427-1833 (468 amino acids)
Molecular function (GO): protein binding
Source: RefSeq, a predicted model, not a curated record
CCAUCCACCAGCAGGUGGCAGCAGCGCACAGCAGCGCUACAAAAAUAUAUCCCCACGAAGAAGUAAAAAAAAAAAAAAGAAAACCGGAAAUGACGUACAGUGCAGCGCAGAAUCAAAACAGUUGAAAUUUGACAGCUCAACAACUGGACCCGCAAAAAGUCUUUUAAAAUGAGAAAUGUCGGCUCCAGAAAUAAACUCCAUUAUUGAACCAACGGCUAACGGCUAACGGCUAACGGCUAACGGCUAACGGCAGUUGCUCCACGGCGGUCUGUGGGCUCAACAUGACCAUAUAUAGACCGGCCACGGGGCUCCCUCGCCGGUGAAAUGUAAACAGUGUCUCGCGCAGGAGGCUGACAAAAAAAGGGGGGCAAGCAAAAACAAAAAGCCUGGAAGAAGAAGAAAAACAACAACAACACAAUCUCCGCCAUGUCAUCGGAGCAGAUCAUCGCCAUCGUCAUGGAGGACAAGAUCUACGAGGUGGAUAAAAAGAAGCUGAUCGAGAAGAGCGACUACUUCCGCGCGCUGUACAGCUCCGGGAUGAGGGAGUCCACGGAGGACUCGGUGCAGCUGCGGGGGCUCAGCGUCCCCGGUCUGGAGCUGGUCCUGGAGUUCAUCAACACCUCCAAGGUCCAGGUUGUCAACGAGACCCUGGAGGACCUGAUCGAGACCGCCUCCUUCCUCCAGGUCACCUCCAUCCUCAAGCUCCUCACCUCGGAGAUCCGCCUGGACAACUGCGUGGAGCUGUUCAGCCUCUCGGAGGUCUACGGGACUCACGACCUGCGCCGCGCGUGCCUCAAAUACAUGAGCUGCUACUACCACCCCACGCUGAGGCGGCCGGAGUUCGGCGGCCUCCCCUCUGCGGUCCGAGGGCAGGUCAGGGAGAUGCGCAUGAAGGGCACCGCCACCCUGGUGGCCGUCGGAGACUUCACCUGCCUCUCCCUGGACAUGCCGGACCAGGAUGAACCCUGGUCCAUGCUGCGGUACGGGGAGCUGGAGCAGCGCUGGAGGCCCCUCGCCAACAACUUGCCCCCAGACAUGAUCAACGUCCGGGGCUACGGCUCCGCGGUGCUCGACAACUACCUGUUCAUCGUGGGCGGCUACAGGACCAGCAGCCAGGAGGUCUCCGCGGUGCACUGCUACAACCCCUGCAGGAACGAGUGGAACCAGGUGGCUCCGCUCAACCAGAAGAGGUCCAACUUCAAGCUGCUGGCCGUCCAGGGCAAGAUGUACGCGGUCGGAGGCCAGAGUCUGGGCACGGUGGAGUGUUACAGCCCGGAGCAGGACUGGUGGACCUGUGUGUCCUCCAUGCCCGACCCGCUGGCCGAGUUCUCCGCCUGCGAAUGCCGGGGGAUGAUCUACGUCAUGGGUGGAUACACUGCGAGAGACAGGAACACGAGCGUCCUCCGUUACUGCCCCGCCUCCGACACCUGGACGGUGUUUCGGACGUGCUCGGCGCACAUCCGCAAGCAGCAGAUGCUCUCCUUGGAGGACACCAUCUACCUGGUGGGCGGCUACACCCACGAGCUGCAGUUCGGCCAGCGGCGUCCCAGCCAGACGGAGGACGUGCUGACGGUGCAGUCCUACAACGUCUCCACGGGCGAGUGGGUCCAGCUGAAGGAGAACACGUCCAAGUCGGGCCUGAACCUGACGUGCACGCUGCACAACGACGGCGUGUACAUCAUGAGCCGGGACGUCAGCCUGCCCACCAGCCUGGAGCACCGCGUCUUUCUCAAGUACAACAUCUUCUCCGACGCCUGGGAGGCCUUCCGGCGCUUCCCGGCUCUGGGUCAGAACAUGCUGCUGUGUUCGCUUUACCUCCCCAACGUGCUGUGAGUGAGAGUGCUGACGGGAAAGACUCAACAAGCUGGUGGAGCCCCAUAGCGGCAUCACCGGAGGCCAGUGUGUGGCUCGCUUGUUCUCGCACACAAUGGGCCUGUGUGGCGUUGGUGGGAACGGUUGCCAGGUGCAACGCCCUGUGACCUUUUGUGCCUCGACAAAAAAAGAGAACGAAAGAAAGACGCACGACAUUGUACACGCUGCCGUGGAUGCAAAAUACAAAAAGCUACAAUGACAAGUAUGAAAAGUGAUGAAGCGCCAUGACCCACAGGUCAACAGCAUCGUAACAGCUAGCCCCAGUUUGUGCCUCUCAUAUAUUAAUUAGUCACAGUGGAAAUAAUUUAUUAUAAUAAUCUGAUUCAGAUUCUGUCUGCUGCACAAUAAAA